AUGCAUACAAAGCAGCAGCUUCCAACGCACGACAGCAACUUAGAGGAUAACCAAGCUGCCCAGAUCAUUAUAACCCAGAUUAGCGUCCUCAUUACAAGUCUCAACAGGUACAAUUGCCGUGAAAUAGAGCAAGAGAUACACAGCAUCUUAGAGAGAUCGCCACUCAACGUAUAUCUCAAGUACUGGAAGAGAGUGUUACCGUUAGUUUCGGUUCACAUAAAGUCACACCAUAAGCUUGAUAUUGAAGAGGACCCUCUACAUCAUCUGGUGUACCGCUUACUGCAGGAUCUCAAAUACAGAAACACCGACGUUGUCGAGGCAGUUAGAACGCAAGUUUUGCUGAACCCUAAUUCUGAGGCCCAUACAAGCUUGAACCUCCAAGACAUUAUCCAGACUCUAGACCCAGUGGUUGAUCAGCAAAUAAUCAGCCAGCUUGACCCAUCUGCUACAAUUAGACGUUUGACGAAAUUAAAGAACCUCACAAUGAAUGCUGCUCAGUCUUUACAACAUUUCUUGGCCACAGAAUCUCCAAGUACUUUGGAACAAAAUUUGAGUAGCUUACUGUGCUCACUGCGUGGUGAAAACUUGAAUGACUUUGUUGCUCUGAUUCUCUCUGAGCUCUUGGCUCCAGGAUCGCAAAAUAUACAACAAACGGGCUCUGCAUGGUUCACCCCCGUGGCGAUCGGCGAAGCAGGCCAAAGGGGUAGUCAAGUUUCCAAUGCCUUGACCAAGUUAGGUCCAUCAGCGGUUAAUUGGAAUCGCGUUUUCAAUCUCAUGUCCACCAAAUACUUUCUGGAUCGUCCAAUAUCUGUUUCAUUGGCAUCGCUGAAUGCACUUGUAGCAGCUCUAAAUCGGGGCCGAUUAAUCGAUCAAUUUCUAGGCUGUGAUUGGAAUGCUCAGUUCAAACUUAAUGUUUGCCUUCUUUUCCACAAAUGGAAUCUACAACAGGGUUGUGUUGAUCUUUUAAGCAUGCCAGAUAUUAAGAAAAUUUCUAACGGCCUCUCAAGUGCAAACUCCAAGGACACUUUACUCUCUCUAAGAUCAAUUGCAAGACUAGAUGUGGAGAUUUUUCUUUUGCGGGAGGAGCUAUCGGGGAAUCCAAUGCUGCCAGUGUUCCAAGAAUGCUUCUUCGAGGAUUACGAUUUUGCCCCGGAGUUUCUGGCUUUAGCUGUGAUGACCGAGGCGAAACACUUCUCGAUGAUAGUUGACAAUGCCGCAAUUAUUGACGAUCUACUUAUUACCCUACUCGUAAAAGUCUUCGAGAAGAUGCCCUCUUCGCUUUCUGACUUGAUAAAGCAAUUGCCGUUUGAUAAAGUAAUUGACUUGGGUCUUGUAAUAAUUCGCAAGGACUCAUCGCCUUUAUCAGGGUUGACGCAAAUCCUUUACGAUGAAAAGCAGCUAGAACAAUUUUUAGGUUCAUUACCUUUUUCAGAGGCUUUGAAAGCUACCGCCAGCGCUAAUAAAGUUGGCUGGACAGGCUUCGAAGAAUUUUUGAAAACAAAACUUACAAAUGAAACAGUGCCGGUCAUGCUCGAUUUUCUAGAAAUUCAAGCCAAAAUGGAUGAAUCCAAUACUCCUUUUUUUACCUCAAAAGUAUACGACCUGCCUGCAUUGCACUAUGCGGUCACUCUUCUGAGCUCGUUCAACUUGAACCAAGCGCAAAGAGAGAAUCUAGAAGACAUUCAAUUCUCCCUCAUACUUGCUUUCCCUAGACUGAUAAAUUUUGGUUUUGGACACGACAAGGCCAUCUUAGCCAAUGGGGACCUUGCCACUAUCCCAAUGGAUGUUGAAAAGGAAAUGCAAAACUACCUUCAAAAAAUGUACAGUGGAGAGUUAGCUAUCAAGGAUGUCAUCGAAAUUUUAAGGAGGUUGAGGGAUAGCGAUGAUCCACAUGAUCAAGAUCUGUUUGCAUGUAUGACUCAUGCAGUAAUUGCCGAGUCUAACUUUUUCAAAGAUUACCCAUUAGAAGCGCUGGCCACUACUUCCGUACUCUUCGGCUCUAUGAUUUUAUUUCAGCUUCUGAGAGGAUUUGUUCUCGAUGUUGCGUUUAACGUUAUUCUUAAAUUUGCGCGAGACGGCACAGAUUCCAAGAUGUUUAAGUUCUCGGUUCAGGCCCUGUAUGCAUUUCGCAUGAAGCUCAAAGAAUUUCCUCAUUAUUGCAGGCAUUUGAUUGAGGCAGUGCCAGCGCUUCAAAGUCAACCUCAAAUUUUUCAAACUCUAAGCCAAGCAGCAUCACAAGCUUCAGAUCGUGCGAGCACUGUGCAAAGCAAAAUCCGUAGAGCACCAGAAAUGAUGGCGUUGAAUUUUUUCUCUAUCAAUGAAGUUCCUCCAAAAGUUAUUCAAGAAACUCCACCUAAAGAGGUGACAGAAAAAAUACUUUUCAUCGUCAAUAACAUUACUGAAGAUAACUUCGCUGGUAAGAUAGAUGGCUUCAAAUCAAAUCUCAAAGAGAGUUACUAUGGCUGGUUUUCCAACUAUUUAGUAAAUGAGCGCGCGAAGACCGAACCAAAUUACCAUUCGCUUUAUUCAAGACUUGUGAACUCGAUGGAUUCCAAGUUGCUUAAUGACUACGUGUUAAACGCUACAUAUAAGCAGCUAUUCUUACUACUGUCCAUGAAAGAAGUUCAACCCAAUGAGAAAAAUCAUUUGAAGAACUUAGGCUCAUGGCUUGGCAGUAUCACACUUGCAUCCAACAGAGCCAUAAAAUAUAGCAAUAUCGCGUUCAGGGAACUACUGCUUGAUGCUCAUCGUGGAAGUCGUCUUGAGAUCGUGGUUCCAUUCGUCACAAAGGUGUUGCAACAGGCAGCUAACUCGAAAGUAUUCAGACCGCCCAAUCCUUGGACCUUGGGAAUUUUGAAAGUAUUACGCGAGUUGAAUGAAAAGGCUGAGUGGAGGUUAAACCUUACUUUUGAGGUUGAGGUGCUGUUUAAGGCAUUGAAAAUUAAGAUGAUCGAUGUGGAGCCCUCGGCUUAUAUUGAUAACCCAGACAGUAUGGCUAUUCUCAGUGGCCAAAUAAAUGCUUUAACUGUGGAGCAGCAACAGACUGAGCAACAACAGCAAGUCACCAUAAUGCAACAGUAUCAACAACAAUUUCUGUUGAUGCAACACCAGCAACAGCAGUCGCAGCAGACCCCACAACCGCCGCUGCCCCUACAACAACCACCGCCACAACAACAACAACAACAGCAACAACAACAGCAACAACAUCAACAACCACAAUCACACCAGCAAACCCAAAACAGACUGCCUGCGGGGAUUCCUGCAGGUUUAGACCAACCUCCCACAAGUGAAGGAAAUCCGAGCGAUACCCCAUUCAGUACAUUACUUGGUAGUACCUUAUUUGUCACUCAUCCAGACUUGAAGCGUGUAUUUCAAAUGGCUCUUGCCAAGUCCGUUCGUGAGGUUUUGGUCCCAGCCGUUGACAAAUCAUCGAGUAUCGCAGUUAUCACCACAGUUAAUAUUAUUUUGAAGGACUUUGCAACCGAAGUCAAUGACAUAAAACUGAAAUCUGCGGCAGUUACGAUGGUGCGUCAUUUAGCACAGAGUUUAGCUCGUGCUACGUCGAUUGAACUUCUGAAAGAUACAAUACGAUCUACAACCCAAUCACUGGCUCCCAACCUCAUGAAUGUUCCUAAUUCACCAAUUGAGGAGCUUAAUACUGCUAUAAAUGACAACAUUGGAAUUGCCUUGGCGCUCAUUGAAAAGGCCACCGUCGACAAAGCGAUUUUGUACGUUGGAGAACAACUAAUGCAAGCUGUUGCGGUCAGAAGGUAUCACAAAGAGAGAAGGUCCGAUCAGUUAUUUCUUGCUCAGAAUGCUAGUACCUAUUCUCUGAACCUUCCGGAGCCUCUCGGGUUAAAGGCUUCUGGUGUCACUCCUCAACAGUUCAAAAUAUACGAAGAGUUCGGGAAUGGGGCUUCGCUCGAUAAAGGGCUUGUUAGCAGUAAUCCGGGCUUAUCGACAGAAGGCUCCGUAAGCUCCUCUCAAUCGCAGGGUUUGAACCAACAGUUGAUACAACAACAACAACAACAACAACAACGUGAAGAAUUGCAACAACAUCAGCACCUCCAGAAGCUCCAGCUACAGCAACAACAGCAGCAACAGGAGCAACAGCAACAACUUCAAAAGCUCCAAAAGCUACAGCAGCAGCAAGAACUACAACAACAACAACAACAACAACAACAACAACAACAACAGCAACAACAGCAGGAAGUACAACAGCAACAACAACAACAGCAACAACAGCAACAGCAACAGCAACAACAACAACAACUUUUGAUGCAGCAAUUACAGCAGCCACAGGGCCAAUCCCAGCCUGGAACUCCACAGUUACAGCCCCAAGCUGCAAUUCAAUUAGAGCUUGAACAAAGCCACAGGGUUCUAGUUCUUCUUAUGGAUAACCUGGUUGCUCAAAUAAAGGAUAAUGCCACUAAGACGCUCGCGACUUUGGGACCAGAAAAUGGUAUCAACGAUAUUUUACUCCAAAUUUUAACGCUCAUCUCAAGAAGUAACCAGAAAGAUCAGCUGGCUCUCAAGGUUUCACAAGCUGUUGUGAACAGCAUGUUUGCCACCAGUGAAAGUUUACUGUGUCGCGAGGUUCUGUCGCUGCUAUUAGAGAAGCUCUGUUCCUUGUCCGUUGUGGCGAGGAAAGAUGUUGUAUGGUGGUUAGUUUACGCGCUUGAUGUUCGGAAGUUCAAUGUCCCUGUCAUUAGAUCACUACUGGAAGUCAAUCUCAUAAACGCAACAGAGCUGGAUGAGGUUUUAGUUGUAACCAUGAAGAGUGGCAUGGAGGGUUCCAUUGAAUUUUCGAUAAAUUUACUGAAAAGUGUUGUUCUGUCUGCAAAUCCACUCUUCAUGAGAUCAGAAUUCUUACAAACAAUUUCGUUUUUGCAUAAGGUUAAUAGCGCGUUAACCAACUCCUUCUUUGACGAAUUUGAAAACUCAAAGAUACUGCCAUUAAGCGGAAAUGUCAACGCUACUGAUCAAGAGAAAAUGUCUCUGGUCUUCACCGAAUGGGUCAAACUACUUCAGAGGGUCCCGGAUGACGAUAUAAGUGUAGUGGUUUUCAUUCGACAAAUGAUUGAGAAAGGUGUCUUGAGCUCAACGGAAGGAAUGGUUAAAUUUACUAACGCAGCUCUAGAACUAUCUGUUAGUUCCUUCAAAGAAAGUGAUCCUACCAGCGACGUAUUCAUCGCCACUGAUGCUUUUAGCAAACUAAUCGUAAAACUUUUGAUACUACAAGAAUUCACAGAUAUGACACGCGCAGACUAUUUUAAGCUCAUGAUUUCUGUUAUCACUAUGGUCAUUUCCGAGGAUCAUGGUCGCAUGCGCGAAGGUUUCAAUGAGAGGCCCUAUUUCAGGUUGAUUUCGAGCCUCCUUUGUGAGUGGGAGUGUGUGAGUGGCCAUAACUUCAUCAAAAUGGGAGAUCAACAAUGCAGGUCAGAGUUGGUGGAAUUCAACUUUGAUUUCUACAAUAUCAUUGCCUCUUUCCUACAUUCAACACAACCAAUAGCCUUUCCAGGGUUUUCAUUUGCGUGGAUAACUCUGAUAUCUCACAGGAUGUUUCUACCAAAGAUGUUAAGAUUACCAGAAAAAGCUGGUUGGGCAAAGCUUGUCCUAUUGUUCACCGAUCUACUAAAAUUCAUGGCACAGUACACCAAGAAGAACGAUGUUCCAGAUGCAGUCUCCGUUGUUUACAAAGGCGCAUUGAGGAUAUUUUUAGCGGUAGCCAAUGAUGCACCGGGCUUUUUGGUAGAGAAUCACUAUGAACUGCUGAACAACUUGCCCCAUGUUUACAUGCAGCUGAGAAACAUUAUUUUGAGUGCGAUUCCAAAAAAUUUGGUCGUACCAAACCCUUACGACCCUAAUCUGGUUAUAGACGAUGUCAUAGGAUGCCAUGAUGCUCCAACUGUUUUCUACGACCCAGUGCAAGACUUGCAUGCUUUGAAAAAGCCAGUGGACAAUUACUUGAGAAUACCCAGUACUUCUUUACAGAGAGCUAUAACCACUGGCAUCUUUAAGCCCGAAUACCAGAAGGAUAACGGUAUCGGUUAUGAUACAGUUUCGGUCGACACAAAAUUGAUAAACGCUAUCGUUUUCCAUGUAGGAAUUGAAGCUGCUUUAGAAAAGCACAAAACUACGGCCACUGCAAUUUUCAACACGAAAUCGUCCUAUUACACGUUAUUGGCAAGUUUACUGAAUGAUGGCAACAGCGAAGUGAGGUUUCACGUAGUACAAGCCAUCGCAAACCAGCUGCGUUAUCCAAAUGCCCAUACACAUUGGUUCAAUUAUGUGCUGAAAAAUUUUUUCUUUGCCGAAGACUGGGGUUCGAAUAAAGCUGAGAUUCAAGAGAUUAUCGUUAGAACACUUCUUGAGCGCAUCGUCACAAAUAAACCUCAUUGCUGGGGGGCAGUUGUGACAUUUGCAGACCUGUUAAAAGCGCCUGGCGCCUCCAUUACCACCUUUCAGUUUAUUAAAGAUGUUCCAGAAGUCGAGUUAAUUAUCAAACACCUUUCCAAGUAUAUUGUGAGCUCCCAGGAAGUUGUAGAUACCAACGAAGACGGGGUAUUGGUGGCUUCUGAAGCUUGA
Molecule: messenger RNA, 6588 nt
Organism: Lachancea dasiensis
Lineage: Eukaryota; Fungi; Ascomycota; Saccharomycetes; Saccharomycetales; Saccharomycetaceae
Source: the annotation of a GenBank genome assembly